UUACUUUUACAGAAUUUUGUGGUAAUAUCUUCAACAAAUUAUUUAAAAUUGACGAUUUAUUGAAAAAUUAAACUAUAUAUUCAUCAUAACUUACAUAAGAAUACGGAUAAGUUUUUGACUAUUUUGUUAUUUACUAGUUUUAUUGUUCCUAAUAUUCAUCAGUUAAUAACCAGUAUUAAAUUGAAUAAGAACUAAAAUUAUAAUUCUGUUUUUUAAUUUUUAAACAUUAAGAAUCAAUAAACUUUUUAUAAUUCAAAAAUUACGAAAUAUUUAGUAAUAUAAAUAAAUUAACAUUAGAUACAAUAAUGUCAGACUCAACGCGUGUGCCUAUCACAAAUAUCUAUCAAGGUGGUGGUCACUUUGAGUUUUCAAGUGAAAAAAAUUGGGGUGUUGUGGAUAAUGAUUGCAAAUUAUUUGAUUCUCUUGACUUAACUCAUAUAGCUGAUAGUUUAGCUAGUAUACCAUUUCACUUGAGGCAUAAUUUACCAAAAAGUUUAUUUAGUGUGGAACAGUUAGAAGAAUUUGAAGUUGAAUCAUCACUUGCUUUUAGUAGACAUACAUUUCAAUGUAAUUCAAAAGCUCAAGUUGAUUUAACAUGGAAUAACAAAAAAACUAGUUCAUUUAGUUCUAAUAAAUUAUUAGAAAUAAUAUUAAGUGGCGUUUCUAAUGAAGAGAAAACAGAAAGCAUACACGAUGAAACCGGCAUUAACAGUCAAUUAAAUGAUAUUCUGGGUAACAAUAAAAAUUUGCAAAACACUUUAAAAGAUAUAAUUUUAAAUACAACUCCUAGCCAACCAAAUGUUGAAACUAGUGAAAAGAGUGAAACUUCAACAAUGAAAAUUGGAAAAUUGAGUGUUGAUACAAAUCAAACUAAUGCAGGUCAUUGGCUUGAUUCAAUGCUAGAUUCUGAUGAUGACUGACUAACAAUUCUUUAUCCCAUAAUGUACAAAGAUGCUAAAACUGUACAAAAUUUUCAUAUUCUAACAAAAUUUAGUACAAAUAAUAAUGUAUUAAUAAAAAAAAUUAUCAAUCUAA
This is a messenger RNA of Daktulosphaira vitifoliae (grape phylloxera), 1035 nucleotides long. RefSeq lists its product as uncharacterized. The coding region runs from base 306 to 920 and encodes 204 amino acids. NCBI's taxonomy places the organism in Eukaryota, Metazoa, Arthropoda, Insecta, Hemiptera, Phylloxeridae. The record is from RefSeq and is a predicted model, not a curated record. The transcript has 6 exons.